Drosophila kikkawai is the source of this 2214-nucleotide messenger RNA. The record is from RefSeq and is a predicted model, not a curated record. Lineage: Eukaryota; Metazoa; Arthropoda; Insecta; Diptera; Drosophilidae.
AUGACUGCCGUGAAAGCCACAGCUCCCCCUCCGCUUCGACGGACUUUGUAUCUAAAUGAAUCCCUGGAUCAGGAGGUCACAGAUAGAGCGAAAGAUGCCAGGGAAAAGGCCACAGCUCCAGCUUAUGCAACCAUAAAAACUAAACGCCGGGAAACUCUCUUAAUGCAGGUGAGCAUGGAAGAGGAGAUCAUCUAUCCCGCCACGGAACUACACUCUGUUUCUGUGGAAAAGAUAAAUGCCCAACCGAGGAACACACUUCAUGUGGCAGAGGAACUGAAAAAUGAAAUUAUAGUAAACCCAGGCCAGGAACUACCAUCAAAAGCAAGGAAAAAUGUUUUGUUAGACGAACCUAUGGAGGAGGAGAUUGUCUUUAGCCUGAAAGAUCCACCAGAUGACCUCCAGAUGGCUACCAAGUCAAGGCAAACACCUAUAAUGGAACAAGAGCAAAUGCAACCUUAUUCCAAGGAGGAAUCAACUAUAUAUCCCUUGCAUAAAUCCAGAAAUAUAACCAGGUCGGAAGCCAUAGAAGAGGAUGAGAGCAUUCUGCAGCCAAGGGAACCAUCACUUCAAAAGUACAAAACUUUAGCGGCACCUCGUCGGCCAAACACUAGGCACACUCUCCUAAUGGCUGAGCCCUUGGGGGAAGAUCAAACUCUUUCAAUGGCUGAGCCUUUAGAGAAAGAUCAUAUAGCUUCGUUUAAAUCAAAUAUUCCCAUACGAGAGUCAUCACGUUCAAAGGCUAGAAAUACUAUUCUAAUGGCAGAGCCGAUCCUGGAGGAUUUGGGUUGCAAUUCAACAGAAAGACAGCCUCCCAUACGAGAGUCAUCACGUUCAAAGGCUAAAAAUAGAAAUACUAUUCUAAUGGCAGAGCCGAUCCUGGAGGAUUUGGGUUGCAAUUCAACAGAAAGAAAGCCUGAAUCAAUGGAGAGCCAGAUAUCCGGGCAGCAUAUGGUUAAGAAAAUUGAAAAGCCUGAAGAAAUAGAGCAGGACAUGGACUUGGAAAGUCCAACCAGCAGCAGGUUUCUAGAGCAGCAUCCAGAGCCCUCAAAACCUAGAAAAACUAUUUUACAACCAGAACCCAUCGAGGAGGAUGAGAUUGUUCCACAUUCAAGGCAGCAAUCGAGGCCAAAGGAACCCAUUAAAGAGCAGCUGCGCUCGCAUGAAGAGCCAAAAACUGUGUACCAGUCCUUUAAGCCUAGAAAAACAAUCAUAAAAUCCGAACACAUAGAGGAGGAUGAGAUUGUUUCACAUAAGCUUCCAUCCUAUUUAGGAGAACCCAUUGAAGAGGAUCUGCGCUCGCAUGAAAGAGAGCCAACUAAUAUGUACCAGUCCUUAAAGCCUAGCAAAACCAUCGCAAAUUCAGAACCCAUUGAAGAAACCCAAACACUUCAAGAGCUUAAUGAGACCUCCUCGUGGCCAUAUCGACAGAAAAAAUCGAGACAAACUCUUGUCAAGGCUGAGCCAAUCGAGGAAGAUCCACCAUCCACCUACCAACUCCCCCCUCCAGAUAAGCCACCACGUUUAAAGUCCAGAAAUACUAUUCUAGUGUCGGAGGAAAUUAUUGAGGAUUUGAGUAUCAAAUCAAUAAAUAAGCCUGAAUCCUUGGACUACCAAAGCCCUCAGGAGGCCAUGUUGAAGCCAAAUCCCCAGGUAAUCACUCCCAGUGUCCGAGAAAGUGGCUCCUCCAAUGAUCGAACCUUCAAAAGCUAUGCCGUUGCCACUACCAAGUUUAUGAAUCUCUCCGGCGACACCACCAUUUUUGCCGGUGCCAUAGAUGUGGAUAAGGAGGAGGAGGAGGAGGGCGACGAGAUCCUGGUUUCCACGCUGGCCGAGGAAACCGCCGAAAACGAACAGUUCGAGGAGCCAGAGCACCAGCCCCCCGACCUCUGCCAGGACCAAAAAACUCCACUUGUUAUUGCCGGAAGCAGUGCCUCCUGCAGAAAGUGCAGGAACUGCAAUCGUUCCUUGAGCGAGACUAGGCGAAGCAGCGAUUCCUUUGUGCUGCCUCAACUGAGUCUCUUCAACUUCACCAAAGAACGUGAACGACUGCGCCGGCAGCGGCUGAAGCCAACUUUUGAUGAAAUGCAGAUGCACUGGCAGAUCAAGAGUCAGGAAACGGAAAUGAACGAGUCCUUGGACGAGACGAAAGUGGAGGAGAGGCUUUUCCAUUGGGACAAAGUAAAGCUAAUGCAAAAUAUCAAGAGCUCAAGGUAA